Molecule: messenger RNA, 733 nt
Organism: Oreochromis niloticus (Nile tilapia)
Lineage: Eukaryota; Metazoa; Chordata; Actinopteri; Cichliformes; Cichlidae
Gene: atp5mg
Product: ATP synthase, H+ transporting, mitochondrial F0 complex, subunit g
Exons: 3
Coding region: 116-427 (103 amino acids)
Biological process (GO): proton motive force-driven ATP synthesis
Molecular function (GO): proton transmembrane transporter activity
Source: RefSeq, a predicted model, not a curated record
CCGGUUUCUCUUCAGGCAGUUGUGUGGUCAGCUGCAGUCGAGGGUCCUUCUAUUGGAGGUGACAUUCAGUCGGCUAGCAGAGACGGGGAAUAGUUAACAUCACAAACGCCUCAAAAUGGCACAGGCAGUGCAGAAGUUGGUUGCUAAAGUACCCACCCUGGUUAACGCCGCUGUCACCUACUCCAAACCUCGCCUGGCAAACUUUUGGUACUAUGCGCGUGUUGAACUUGUCCCACCUGCCCCUGCUGAGAUCCCUAAAGCUAUCGAGGGGGCCACAAACAUCAUCAAGGGGUUCCAGACGGGACGUCUCGGUCAAACCACAGUGAAGGAUGCUUUAAGGAACGGGCUGGUGGCCACUGAGGUGCUGAUGUGGUUCUACAUUGGAGAGUGCAUUGGCAAAGGAGGCAUCGUGGGCUACAAUGUCUAAAUUUUGGACUUUAAAGCAUUUUUUCUUCUUUUGAGCAUUGUAUGCUCAACCUACUCUAAGAAAUAUGGGAACCAGUAAAGCUGUUUGUUGUGUUAAAAAAAAUCUGUUUUUGACUCAUUAAUUUAACCUCAAUAUUUAAUUAAUCUGCAGGUUUACUACAAAAUGUUAUUCCUCUGCUCAAAGCUGAGUUGAACGUGUGUAAUCAUCGUUACUGUUGCUGUCAGUACGAUAGUGCAAAACCUACCAACAUGAAAUCAUGUGUUGUACUAUUACUAAUUGCAAAAUUAAAGACUGGUCUUUCAAGUA